AAGUGAAGAUACGUUUGAUGAGUUUGACUAUGACGAUGAAGAGCUAGAUGAAGCGGAUGGAUAUUUUACCGAAGGGACUCCCGAUGAUGAGCUUUUUAGAAACCCAAAAGCUGGAAGAAAGUGUGAACAGUGCCCCUUUAGAACCAGAAGAAAUGCCCGUGCAUGUGCGAUGCUACUGGCCAGGAGGGAUACCUUUGCUCAUAGUAUGACCGAUCUUGGAAAAACAAAUGUUGUGGAACAUGAAAUCAAUACCG
This is a messenger RNA of Dentiscutata heterogama, 254 nucleotides long. The record is from the annotation of a GenBank genome assembly. NCBI's taxonomy places the organism in Eukaryota, Fungi, Glomeromycota, Glomeromycetes, Diversisporales, Gigasporaceae.